Molecule: messenger RNA, 1846 nt
Organism: Diachasma alloeum
Lineage: Eukaryota; Metazoa; Arthropoda; Insecta; Hymenoptera; Braconidae
Product: nuclear speckle splicing regulatory protein 1
Exons: 2
Coding region: 138-1334 (398 amino acids)
Biological process (GO): regulation of alternative mRNA splicing, via spliceosome
Source: RefSeq, a predicted model, not a curated record
UCGAACUGAGAGCUGAAGGUGCAAGUCAACCAACGUCAACAAAAAAACAUUUAGAGUGAAAUUGAUAGAAAUAUUGUUUGAAUAGCGAUAAUAAUUUUAUAAUUUGAUGUUAUCAAGUGAGAGAUAUCUGGCGAAUCAUGAGUAAAAGUACAAAGCAAUAUGGUUUACUAAUGCCUAAGAAGGCUGCCCUCUCAGCCCCAAAGGCCGGUAAUAUAUUCGGCGAUGACAACGACUCCGACACAGAUGAUGGAGCUGACUGGGUCAAGAAAGCCCUUAAGGCAGAGGGUGAAAAGCACAAAAUAAAGAAACAGACUCGUCUCAACAUGGAGAAAGCUUUAAACGAAGAUCCAACGAUUUACCAGUACGACGAGGUGUACGAUCAGAUAGAAAAGGUCAAGGAGCAGAACAAGCCAGUGAAGAAGGAACAGAAGCAGCCGAAGUACAUUCACAACCUGCUGAAGGCAGCUGAGAGGAGGAAGAUAGAGCAGGAGCACAGAAUGGAGAGGAUGGUGCAGAAGGAGCGAGAGGCUGAGGGGGAGAAGUUCGCUGAUAAGGAGAGCUUUGUGACAUCUGCUUACAGAGAAAAACUAGAGCAAUUCAAGAAGAUUGAGGAGGAGGAGGAACGGAUGGACAGGCUGGAGGCCAUUGCUGAUGUGACGAAGCAGCCUGAUAUGUCUGGCUUCCAUCGGCAUUUGUUCGCUCAGACUUUUGAUCCAAAAUCGAAUGAAUCUCCUGGGGAAGAGCAUAAUUCAAAGGAACCUAGGAGGGAACCUAGUCCAUCACAAUCUCCAAAUAUCGAUAGAGACGAAAAUUUAUCCGUUGAUUCAUCAUCAGAAGAAUCAGACAAUGAGGCCGAAGAGAAUGAUAAAAGAAAGGCAGAAGAAAAAUCUAAAAUGAAUUUUAAGGGAAAAAAUAACAGACAGUACAGAAAACGAGUCAUGGAGGAAUCUGAAUCAGAAUCUGAGGGAGAACCUGCUGAGAAAUCUGAGGGGGAUGAGGAUGCACGAAUGGGUGGUGAUGAUGCUUCUGACAAACUUGAAGAGAAUGAAAAAUACGAGUCUCCCACGAAGAAACCUAGACUGUCGACCAAAGAAGCAGAUGAAGAACAGAAUGAAUCCGUCAAACCCACGAAUGAUGCAGAAGACAAGGCAUUCAGUGCACCAGAACCAGAGAAACUGAACAAGGAGAAAAGCUCUAAGAAAACGGGAUCGAAGGAGGAAAAGCCAGAGGAGAAGAAACCCUCCAUAUGGGAGAAGCGGACAGUGGGACCAGUCUUUGAGGCAGCUCUGCAGAGAUACUUUGCACGAAAAGCUUUGAGAUUAUCUGGGACAUAACAAGAAUAUUAUUGAUAAAUUGAGUGAAAUGGAAACUUUUCAAAUAUUUCUGGAUAUUUCUAAUUCAUAAAAAAACAACAGUUGAAGUCAGUUUAAGAAAAAGUCGACGUGGGCUGCAAUAAAAAAGCAUUUUAAAGUCGAAGUUCUGAAAAAAAAAUAUUUAGAACUUGAAUCUGUCAAAUUAUGUAGCCAAAUCCAUAUAUUUGAGGUAGAUUGGAAUACCUAACACGUGAGAUUUGAAAAUGUACCGAAUAUGAAGGUUUAAGUUCCGGGUGCAUUAUCUUUCGAACGUGACUUUGAUUGUUUAUUUAUUUUGAUAAUCUAAAAUGAUCUCCAAUCGCUAUUCAGCUUUAUAUAGCCUUGGAGUCUCCAAAAAUUAUGAUUGUACAAUCAAAAAAACGUUGAAAAACAGCUGACCAUUUUCAAAGAGCGUAUUUGAAUAAUACUGGGAACUAAACCCAAUAGGGAGGAAAUUGCAAAUUAAUAAUUUGAUGUAUCCAAUGGCUGUUAUG